AUGUCAUCUUUGUUUGUAGAUAAGAUAAAAUGUCACCAAACGAUGCUACAAAUGAAGAGAACUCGCAUGGUUGUGCUUUUACUUUCAGGGGCCGUCAAUAUGUUGAUUACUAUAGGAGUUCCAAUUACGGGGUCCUUUUCGUGGAUUUAUUCCAUUAUUUCUACUGAUUUGCUGGCCACUACUCUGGAGCACAACUCCACUGCAGUUGAAGCAUGGAAUCAUUUGGCAGAUUUUUUCCAGGAUAAUCAAAACGCUCGUGUUGCCACUCUUGAUGUCUCUAAUUACUAUCAACAUCUUAAGAUGCUCUCUAACCAGUUGAGAAAUGUUUUCUUGCCUAUCAACAAUCAUUGUAUGGUUCUUCAACUGAUAUUUGGUCUUCCAGAAGUGUAUCAUAGUGUUGCCACCUUGAUUCGCCUAAGUAAUCCUCUUCCUACAUUCUAUCAGGCUCGCUCCAUGCUUACCUUAGAAGAAGCUGAUAUGGCUAAAAUGGAAAGCAUCGACCCUCAUGCUGCCAUGCACACCACUCAACAUCAACCUUUUGAAGACACCUUUCAGCGUGGCAAUUUUCGCUCUGAUAAUCGCUCUUGCAGCAACCAGGGCUGUGGAGGGGACGUGGUAACCAUAAUGGACCUAAUUAUGGAGCUCCCAGUGCCCUUCCUUCAUGGUCUUCUCCUUAUUGGCAGCAGCUACAGUAGUACCCAGCUUAGCAACCAUGGGGUUGAACUCCGCCACCAUGGGCUAUACCUUUGUAUAUGGAUCCCUAUCAUGAUAUGUGACAACCAUGGCGAUCUAUAUCCAAUCACCACUCCCUCCAGUUUUAUCGGUCUUACAUCUAGUCUCUAG
Messenger RNA from Vicia faba (fava bean), 843 nucleotides. Lineage: Eukaryota; Viridiplantae; Streptophyta; Magnoliopsida; Fabales; Fabaceae. The record is from the annotation of a GenBank genome assembly.